Molecule: messenger RNA, 471 nt
Organism: Eruca vesicaria subsp. sativa (arugula)
Lineage: Eukaryota; Viridiplantae; Streptophyta; Magnoliopsida; Brassicales; Brassicaceae
Source: the annotation of a GenBank genome assembly
AUGGCAAGAAGCCAAGGCUUGUUGUUCUUCGUGGCGGUGGUUGUGGCCGUAUCAUUGUUACCGGUACCAACAAUGGCGGGUCGUCUAGAGAUAAGGAAUGAGAUCGAAGGGGUCGCUGUCCGGAAAGCGAAGCUGUCCAUGAGAUGCUGGUCGAACGAGGACGACCUAGGGUGGGACGUGCUAAAGCCAUUGGAGUCACGGUUGUGGAAGUUCACGACCAUGAACAUGUGGCCGUUCCAGAGGACUGAGUUCCGGUGCCAGUUUCGAAGCGGGUUUGGAACAACGAGCCAAGAAGUGAUGACUGUGUUCUCUGUCCGAAAAGGGUUUCGGAAGGAAUGCGGAUUCGAAGGAGAUGAGUGCACUUGGGUAGCAAAGAGAGAUGGUUUCUAUCUGAGGAAGGCCAGAAGGGACAAGGAUGAUUUUAAGACCUUUGAUGAUAUCCUCAAGAGCAAAUGGGUUUGGAAAUGGUGA